Molecule: messenger RNA, 2664 nt
Organism: Acytostelium subglobosum LB1
Lineage: Eukaryota; Evosea; Eumycetozoa; Acytosteliales; Acytosteliaceae
Exons: 4
Coding region: 1-2664 (887 amino acids)
Biological process (GO): cellular response to phosphate starvation; phosphate ion transport
Cellular component (GO): cytoplasm; Golgi apparatus; plasma membrane
Molecular function (GO): inositol hexakisphosphate binding
Source: RefSeq, a predicted model, not a curated record
AUGAAGUUUGGUAAAUACUUGGAGGAGAACUAUGUGCCAGAAUGGCGCGAUAGAUAUAUCCAGUAUAAGAGGAUGAGAAAGAUGAUAAAGAAGUUCAAGGUAGAGUUGGAUCAGUUCAAGAAUGGUGAUUAUGAUGACGAUCGUUCAACACCGACUUCUGCACCAAGUCGUCAAGAGACAACUUCAUCAUCAACGACAACCAACUUGGACGAGAACUCCAACACCCACGCGCCAACACUACCACAAACACCAUCACUUCGUCGAAAUCUAUCGAUGCGCUUCACUUCAGCGCUGACUUCUGGCUCGGACAACCACAGCCCUCUGCGUCCUUCAUCGGCCACGACCUACGCCAACCUUGUCAAACGAAGCGGACUUGGUGGCACGACUGGCGUCAACACACCAUUCAUGGGCGAUCAGUCACAAGGCCUAUCGAUCGAUUCUGUCACUAAUGGCGAUCUUCAGAUGGCAUUUGCCAACGCGUUGGCCAAUAGUACAGGCGUCAACAAGCCAAAACCAGUGUUCCCGCUUCAUUCUCAACAUGUUGUCCAAAGAUUGAUUGAAAUUCAAUCGGAUAUUGUCGAGCAGGUGAUGGAUGAAGCCAAGAAGAUCAACGAAUUCUAUGUGGAGCGCGAGAAGGAGGCCAUUGAGAGAUUCAACAAGAUAUACAGCCAGGUGCAUCAUCUCAUCAAACAAAGGAAUGAGGAGAAGAUUGAGAUGGAGUCGUCACCGCCAUCCUCCCCACGAGGUGCAAGCGGAACCAAUGGAGGCGUGGCUGGGAAUGGUGACACAAGUAGCAGUGGAGACGAGAAGAAUACCGUGGUGAUCACAAUCCCAGACAACGACAACAAUCAGGCAGAGCAAGCAUCGGACCGAACUCAUAGUUCUUCGACCAAGGAGGACAAGAAACAUCUGUUGACUGGGGGCGAUGACGAUAGCGAUAGCAGUGGCGACGAGAACAAUGAUAAUAUCAACGCGGAUGGAGACUCCAAUGGACAGGAUGCAGUGAUAGAGAUGACAGAGGUCAGGACUGGAAAUGUGAUGUUGGAUAAGCUACUGGUGACCAUUGAGCAGGAUAUGCUUCAGCCACUCAAUAUCAAGGCAAAGAAAUGGUUGAAGCUUGGAAAGAAGAAGAAGAGCAAGGACAAUGAGUCUGUCAUCAAGGAGUUGCUUCAAGAGUUCUAUCGAUACCUUAUCCUAUUGAAGAACUACAAAGUUAUCAACUACACUGGCCUUGUCAAGAUCAUCAAAAAGGCCGAGAAGAACACCGACCUGGUACUCAAUGCCAAGAUGAUCGACACGAUCAACGGAUAUCAAUUCAAGACAUCCAAAUUAGUCGACAAACUGUCUGGAUCAGUCGAGAAAUUGUACUCUGAUGUGUUCUGUCAUGGCAAGUUGAGGGAUGCGAGAAAGAACCUGCGGCACAAACAAGCGGUCGAGCAGACAAAGGGUGCAACGACAUCCUCAACAUUCUUUACCGGAAUGUGUGCGGGAUGGACAUCGGCAAUACUCUUGCUCAUAUACUUUGUGCUCUAUACUGGCGAGUAUAGUGACUUUGUUCGAUUCUCCGUAGUCUACAACUUGUUUGUAACACUUGGCCUCACGAUACUGUGGGCGCUGAUGUUUGGCAUCAACAUCUACAUCUGGACCAAGACACAUGUUCACUACUCCUUCAUCUUUGAGCUGAGCAAGAACACCCUCACCUACCACAAGGUGUUCCAGGCUGUGACCGUGCUGUCUGUUCUCUGGAUUACAUUCAUUGGCAUAUACAUGUGGAAGUCGAUGGGCGAGUUCCCCUUCCCAUGGGUACCUCCCGAGUUCACUCCCCUGGUGCUGUUCAUCAUCUACAUUCUCAUCCUUAUAUGUCCAUUCAACAUCUUCCAAUUAGAGAUACGAAAGUGGUUCCUCAUCACCAUCUGGAGAGUUGUGACUGCACCUCUAAAGUCUGUCAAGUUUGCACACUUCUUCAUGGGUGAUCAACUCUCCAGUUUAGUCCUGAUGAUGGUCCAAAUGAGCCAAUUCAUCUGUUUCUACUCAGUCGAUGCCUACCAUCCUCCAGACGAUUCAAUCUGUCCUCAAAAGGGUCGUUAUAUCAAUCCAUUCAUUUCUGGAUUGCCAGCAUUCUGGCGAUUGAUGCAGUGCUUUAGAAGAUAUAAGGAUAGCAAGGAUAAGGUACAUUUGAAGAAUGCUUUAAAGUACUUCUUAUCCAUCGUUGUAGUAUUCUUCUCUGCCAUGGACUCAUUCUACUCACAUGGAUGGUCAUCACCAACUCGAAUCAUAUGGUUAAUAUCAGGUCUAGUCAACAGUUCAUAUUCAUACUGGUGGGACUUGUUUAUGGAUUGGUCAAUAUUGGUAAAGCCAAAGACUUCGACUUGGAAUCCAUUCAAGUAUACAUUGAGGAAGAAGAGGAUGUAUAAUCCAACGUUUGUCUAUUAUAUUGCCAUUGGUACCAACUUUAUAUUUAGGAUGACUUGGUCACUUACCAAAUCAUUGGCACAGCUCACAUUCAUACUGCCAUCCUACAAGUUGGUAGUGAUCAUUGCAAUCCUAGAAGUACUACGUCGUGGCCAAUGGAAUGUCUAUCGAUUGGAGAAUGAGCACAUCAACAACUGUGGUCGUUUCAGAGCAACGCGUGACAUUCCAUUGCCUUAUGAGAUUGACUCUUAA